AUCUCCAAAAAGGAAACAGAAGCCAUGACUGAAAUUUCAAAGGUAUAUCGUAGCCUUACAACAGCUGAGGACAUGAGAAACCAAACUAAACUUCAAAUGCGGCCCUAUGCCAACUGGGAAGAAUAUCUAACACCGGCACCACUUUCAAUAGCCAUCCUGGGAGAGCUGGUUCACAUAUCAUCCUCAGACGAUUUCUCUCUAUAUAAAAGUACUCCCCCACCUACUAACCCACCUCCUACCCCACCUACUACCCCACCUCUCUACAAAUACAUUAAAUACCCUGAUUCCUUCCGUGCUUGCCUCAUGCAAGUGUGUAACUCUGGUUGGAGGGCAUUUAACGAGGCCCAUAAGAGCAUGGAUCAGAUUCGCCUUCACACAUACCAAGUUCCACAAUACAUGAAAAAUUCUGUCAAGAUUCUAUUCGAAGGCACUGAUGAAGUUGUCCAAGCGCUUCUUCCUGGUCAGCUGAAAAAUAUCAGUGACAUUGCAGAUGAAUGUGUGCAGUUGUCUGGAGAAACUGAAAAAAAAUUCACUUGUGUCAUCAACAUCAUCAGCGAGCUGCUAGAAGCCUGUUUUAGUGCAAAGAAGUGUUAUGGGGACGAGUGGAAAAAACUCAAGAUGGAACACGAUGAGGCAAAACUGAGAGAGCAGUCAAUUCGAGCAGCCAAUGACAGGACACAGAAGGCAAUAAUUGCGAUGGAGAAGGAACUGGAGCAGGCUCACCUCAACUACCAAAAAGCUAUGGAUUCUCUGCCAACAGGAUGGGAAAUGAUUGGUAUGGAUUUUGUGAGUGGGAUUACACAGAGCAUUACAUGCUUGGUUGAUGGAGUGACACAUGCUAUUAGUAACCGAGGUAGCAUGACGUGUUCUAAACCUGAUACUGUAAGCCAUGAUAAAGAUGUAGGAAGAGAUAUGAUUGAUGAAAUAAUGGCAUAUAGCAAGUCAUUAGAAAUAUUAUCUUAUGCUCAGAGAAUCCAGAAUGAAAUGGGUGUGAAAAGUGAAAAUGAUGAAAUUGAUUGGAAAAAUCUGUAUGAUCAGAAAGAAGCAGCCACAAAAAGUGAUAACAUAAAAAUACAGCUCAAAAGAAUCAGUGAUGAUUUAGAAAAAAACGGUGACUGCACAGCAAAGAAUCAAGCCCAGAAUUUAUGCAAGAAGGGAAUUGAAAUCUGCCAAAGUUUGGCAAAAUAUGCACCAGAUGGCAAAUGUGACGAAGUCAACAGCAAAAAAAUUAUAGUUGAUGUCUUGGAUCUUUAUAAUUCAGCAGUUCAGUUUGAUUGCAAAAGCAAAGACGCCACAAAUUCUCCAGCCAUUUCUGCAAAGCCACCAAUGAUGUCUAAAGAAGAAAACAAGUCUGGGAGAUUUUCACAGAUGGUGGUAGAAAAUGCACGACUUCAAAUAGAGCAGACCCGAGCUCAGAUGAACCAGACAAGAGAGAGCUAUGAGAAGUGUUACGAUAAACUAGAGAUUAACCAGAAAGAACUCGAUAAAGUCCUGAUCACAAUGAGAAAUUGUGAUUUGAAAACUAUCGACUUCAACACAACCAUAAAGAUGCUGGUCAAAGGAAUGGAGGCAAUGGGGAGAGUGCAGGUGCAGUGGCAGAAGAUGGUUCACUUCUUUCAGAUGGUUUCUAACCUAGUGAAAACCAGCAUGAGCACAACUCUCAAAAACUUUGUCACAACCGCUGGAGACACUCAAAAUCUCUCUUACAAUGCAAAGCUUUUCUCAAAAGAUAUGCUGUACACCCAAGCCUUCCAAGCCUGUAACAUUGCUAGCCUAGUCAACAUGAUCUCUGACACAUAUGUGGAUGUUUCCAACAAGUACCUCAUGGACCGUAUCAGCUCACUGGGCAAACUAAUGACCAUGGAUAUAAAGGACCAAGCAUUUAUGAGAGAGCUACAUGAGCUCAGAGAAGCCUGUGAUGAUGCACAGAAUGGCAUUAAAAACCUUGUGCUAAAAAACAAAGAAGAGUUUGACAAGAAUAGCAAUGCAAGAUUUGAAAAUAUUAACAGACAGCUGGGUCCCAUUUUGCCAGAUGCUCAUCCAGAGCAAAUCAAGAGCAUUACAGCUGCAGUUGAAUCUGGAUUCAGUAUAGCAGACGAAGAUCAAUACUGCUGAGUUAAGAAAAUACGAGAAAAGACAAAAGCAUCAUCCACUCAUGUCAUCCCUCUGUUUCUAAAAUGGUGAUCAAGAUUAAGUGUGGAAAUUGGAGAAGAUGUUUGAGUGUUUUCUUGUACUUAUUAUGUUUAAUUAUGGAUUUCUGUUAGGG
This is a messenger RNA of Triplophysa dalaica, 2266 nucleotides long. RefSeq lists its product as uncharacterized. The transcript is spliced from 3 exons. The coding region runs from base 25 to 2115 and encodes 696 amino acids. NCBI's taxonomy places the organism in Eukaryota, Metazoa, Chordata, Actinopteri, Cypriniformes, Nemacheilidae. The record is from RefSeq and is a predicted model, not a curated record.